Messenger RNA from Oikopleura dioica, 903 nucleotides. NCBI's taxonomy places the organism in Eukaryota, Metazoa, Chordata, Appendicularia, Copelata, Oikopleuridae. The record is from the annotation of a GenBank genome assembly.
AUGCCAAAGAAAAAGACAGGGCAGCGAAAAAAGGCUGAAAAGCAAGCUGAAAGACAGCGAGACAUCAGAUCCUCAGAAAGAGGGCUAGCAAUACAUCCCUGUAACUCGCUGAUAGAAUGCGAUCAAUGCGGAAAGCAACAGAAAAAUCGAGCUUUUUGCUACUUCUGCAAUCAUAUUCAAAAGACAGUGGUCUGCGGAAGCUGUGGAAUGACAAAGUGUAUGAAUAGAUCCCCAGGAGGAUGUCUCGUCAAACACGGUGCAAAUUAUAUUACUGGCGUGAAAAUUGCCGGCGCCAUUUGUGAUCAUUGUGAAACGUUUGUCUGCCAUGGGAGGGAUUGUAUACAAAAGCAUGGCUGUGCUUGUCCGUUGAUUGAUGCUGUCUGUAUUGAGGUGGAGUGCGAAAGAGGGGUGUGGGAUCACGGAGGGCGAAUGUUCAAGUGCUCCUUCUGUUGCGGCUAUCUCUGCGAAGAUGAUCAAUUCGAGCAUCAAGCCAAAUGCCAAGUCCUCGACGCUGAAAACGACAAAUGUGGCUCUUGCAAUAAAUUCGGCCAGUGGAGCUGUCUCAAGUGUAAAAUUUGCUUCUGUGAUGAUCAUGUUCGGCGAAAAGGAGUCAAGUACGCGAGGGAUGAAAAGUUCCCGUGUCCGAAGUGUGGAUUUGAGUGUAGAGAAACAAAGGACUUGGCGAUGAGCACUAGGAGUUACAAGUUCGGCCGAAAGGCGAAUACAGAGGGCGAAGAGUCGACCUUUUCUUACGGCGGAUACACAGUUCAAGUCCAGCGACAGGUGUACUCCGAUGAAGAAGAUUAUGAAGACGAUCUCGUGCAGGGAAUGACAUCGAUGAAUCCUACGGACUUUCAGUACGGUUAUCAUGGACAAUAUGACGAAGAUGAAGAUGAAGAAUAA